AAGGAGAACAAAUUGGGGAAGCCUGGAGCUGGUUUUCAUGUCUUCUGCUGCAUCGAGGAGACAUCACUGGUGCGUUCAGGGUCGGCGUCCGCCGUGGGAAAACACGCAUUCGGCAGCUCCUGCCCCACACGGCGCCGCGAAUAUCGUCGUCACACGGAUGUGUCCCCCCUUUUGCUAGCAUCUCUCCGAGCCCCAGCCGCGGUACUCCUCAUCUCUUUCCUUCCUCGCACGACUCACGCUGCGGAUCUGCCGAGGCCACAAAGCCGCGUUCCUUCAGCGGGAUCCACCGCGACGAGGCUGGGGGGUUCCUCCUACCUUAUGACAUUUGACAGAUCCUCUUUGUGCGUGAGCGUGUGACUGCGUGUGUGUGUCUGUGUGAGUGGUGUGUGCGUGUGUGUUGGGUGGAGUCAACCCGGAAUCCUCCAAUUUGGAAAAAACACUAUCAGGGAGCACCAUGAAAGACGGCAUCGCCAACAACAGCACAGCCAGCAUCUCCCAAGCCAGGAAAGCUGUGGAGCAGCUCAAGAUGGAGGCGUGCAUGGAUAGGAUAAAGGUGUCCAAAGCCGCCGCAGACUUGAUGGCCUACUGCGACGCCCACAUACGCGAGGACCCUCUCAUCGUGCCCGUGCCGGCCUCGGAGAACCCGUUCCGGGAGAAGAAGUUCUUCUGCGCCAUCCUCUGAUGAGCCGCACGUGGAGCGCGGCGUCGCCUGCCUUCUUUGUCUUCACCACACCUGAAGCGACUUGCCACGGGCGUCCACUAUGACUGGACCCUGGUGUUGGUCGGCUCCGUCCUGGCGGCUGAGGGGUUCUACAGGGGGGCAGUCUUGUUCAAUAGGUUUGUUAUUGCUUUGUUGUUAGAGAACAGCCUUGCUCAGUGCUUCAUGAGGUGAGAGGUGUUUUUUUUUUUUCUUUUCUAUCUACUUUUCGUUAAUCGUGCUCGAUCCGAUCUUGCCUCAGGAAACAAACGUGUGCCCAGUAAACAUCUUUCCAUCUUCCAUCGUCAGUGCCUUUCAGUGUGCGAGCUAUUUGCCGCAGCAUGCACUGAAAGCACCAGUAAAACAUGACACCUGGCUCAUUUCACUAAUGAACUGUUAUUUGAGAGCCCCGAACAGACUGAAGUGUUUUGGUGAGAGCCAAGCAAGCUAAUCUGUUUGUUCAAGCGACGCAACUUGUAGGCGCUGAUCACUGUGCAAGCCUUUUAGUCCAAAUGAAGUAAUAAACCUUCCCUACCGCGCCCUGAUGCAUUUCUACCUUCGCUCUUUCCUUCCAUUGAUGCUUCAAUCAGUCUUUCAUCACAUCGUGCAGCUUCCGAUUGGAAUACUUUCCAAUUGCAGGUUGCAGGCUGUCAAGUGUUUUCUGGGCAUGUUUCCUGGCUCUUUGUUUUGCCGUUUCAGAGUGAACGGCCGGGCCUUUGACAUUCUAACCAAAAUGGAGGCCGGUGUUUUGCUCUGCUCCUGUAUUGACCGCCGCCUCUGUUUACAAGCAGCUGUCGAUCUUUUUCCCGUGUACAGUAUGUUUCGGUGCCAAUUCUUGUGAGAGCGGUGUUGUCGUCACACCGCGCCAACGCACACUUACUUUUUGUUUGGUUGGUUGGUUGGUUGGUUGGGUGGUUUAUUGGGAGGAAAAAGCACACUGUCUCCUUUACAUGGUAUUUAAAUAGCAUUUACAACUUUUUACGAUGAAAUGUCAAUAAUUGUUUAUUAAUGUUAUUAUCCGUAGUAUUAUUGAAUAUUUGUUGCACAGCACUGACUGCUAAAUGUAGUGUGCUACUAAGCUUGUAUGAUACCUAGAGCGCUUUGUUAUUUACAAAAUCACUCAGUUAUUAAUAAUAUGUGAGAAUUCUUAAAACCGGAUAACACAGAGGGUGUUAAAUCUGUGAAACCUGAGUUACUUUCCUCUUGCUACUUGAACAGUCAUUGUAUUACUUAUCAAAUUUACAGAAAUGAUGAUGAAGCAUCCUCUGGAGAAUCAUUUCUGGAUUAUUCUUCCCGGUAUUUAUUUACAAAAUCCUGAGAUCAGUCUUGGGGUGUCUUCACUGACCUAGUGAGGAUGGUGCCAAAUUUUAAACAAUAAAUAUAAUGGGUGAGGAUAAAUUUUGCAUGGUUUUGUGAUCCAAACUAGAGAACUGCUAUGAUCUGAAAGAUCGCCUCUUUGUCGACUUUCCAGGAGGCUACUCUGCACAUGUAAUCACACCUGAGGUUCAAUAUGUUGACAGUGUGCAGUUGUAUUCUAAAAUGCUAUUAUUGUUUUUGUAAAAAGAAAAAAAAUGCAUUUAAUUAGCAAGCUUUGUAAAUCUUGAUGGAAAAAUUAAUUAAAGAAAUAUAUCAAAUGGGA
Syngnathus acus (greater pipefish) is the source of this 2336-nucleotide messenger RNA. RefSeq names its product guanine nucleotide-binding protein G(I)/G(S)/G(O) subunit gamma-4. The transcript is spliced from 3 exons. NCBI's taxonomy places the organism in Eukaryota, Metazoa, Chordata, Actinopteri, Syngnathiformes, Syngnathidae. Gene Ontology annotation, cellular component: heterotrimeric G-protein complex. Gene Ontology annotation, biological process: G protein-coupled receptor signaling pathway. The coding region runs from base 455 to 682 and encodes 75 amino acids. Gene Ontology annotation, molecular function: G-protein beta-subunit binding. The record is from RefSeq and is a predicted model, not a curated record.